ACUGAUAUUACUUUAAUAGUGCUCCGGAGUAUUGAAAGUCUAGCCGACCCAUGGAUCAUGUUUCACUCGAUUUCAAGUGAAGGUGAGUAGAUUUUUCCACCAGUAUUUUGGGUAGACACUGCUCUUUUUCUUCCAGCAAGCAAUUUCCAUAGAAGUCAUGAAAGCGAUUCAUUUGUCAAGCAAGGCAGGCUGAAGUAAACCAUAAUAUAAAGAAAAACUACUAGGCCUGCUGGUGGGGGUUUUUUAUAACUUAGUCACCAAGAAAAGAGACCCUCUUCUCCAAUAUAUAGAGCCAUAUCUUGAUACUAAGCACGGAGAAGGAUUCUGAAUUUCCUCAAGAUGAUGAAGAUGGGAGAAAUGUGGCCGCAACUGGGUUCGGUGAUUGCCAGUGUCAUGUUCGGAUAUGCCAUGGUAAUGCAAAUCUUUCCUUAUCAACUUCGAACCCCCAUUAAAAUAUAUGCCAACAAAAUGUUCGGAUAUGUUUACCCGUACAUCCAAAUUUCAUUUGAUGAAUAUACCGGCGAGUGGCACAAGAAAAGUGAGCUCUUUGCUACCAUCCAAAGCUACUUGAGCACAAAGUCCUCUACAGAAGCGAAACGGCUGAAAGCUCAAGAUGUCAAGGACAGCAAGUCUCUAGUCCUUGCAAUGGAUGAUAAUGAAGAGGUUACAGAUGAGUUUCAAGGCAUUAAGCUGUGGUGGGCUUCAAGCAAGAAUCCACCUACAAAAUCUUCAUUCUCAUUCUAUCCUCAGUCUGAUGAUAAGAGACAGUAUAAGCUGACCUUUCACAGACGACACCGCGAUAUAAUCAUGGGGUCUUAUCUUGACCAUGUGAGAAAACAAGGCAAGGCAAUAGCAGUAAGCAACAGGCAACGGAAGCUCUUCAUCAACAAUCCUGCAUCGAAUUGGUCCGGAUACAAAGCAACUAAAUGGAGUCCUGUAGUCUUUGAACACCCUGCAACAUUUGAGACCAUAGCAAUGGAGCCCAAAAAGAAAGAGGAUAUUGUCAAUGACCUUAUCAAGUUCAGCAAGGGGAAAGAGUACUAUGCGAAAGUUGGAAAGGCUUGGAAGCGUGGUUAUCUUCUGUACGGGCCACCAGGAACUGGUAAGUCCACCAUGAUUGCUGCCAUGUCUAAUCUCAUGGACUAUGAUGUUUAUGAUCUUGAGCUGACCGCGGUGAAGAACAACACUGAGCUGAGGAAGUUGCUGAUUGACACUCCAAAUAAGGCUAUAAUCGUAAUUGAGGACAUUGAUUGCUCGCUUGAUCUCACGGGGCAACGAAAGAAGAAGAAGGAGAAGGAUGAUGAUGAAGAUAAAGAAAAUGAUCCGAUUAAGAAAAUGAUCCGAGGUGAAGAAAGCAAACCGAGCGAAGUUACUUUAUCUGGGCUAUUGAACUUCAUUGAUGGUAUUUGGUCAGCUUGUGGAGGUGAAAGAAUCAUUGUGUUCACCACUAAUUAUGUGGACAAACUUGAUCCUGCUCUCAUAAGAAGAGGAAGGAUGGACAAGCAUAUUGAAUUGUCCUACUGUUGCUAUGAAGCAUUCAAAGUGCUUGCAAGGAACUAUUUGGAUUUGGAGUCACAUGAACUGUUUGGUACUAUUGAACGGUUGUUAGGGGAGACCAACAUGACUCCAGCUGAUGUGGCAGAGAAUUUGAUGCCUAAAUCUGAUAUAGAGGAUGCUGAUUCUUGUUUAAAGAGCUUGAUCGAAGCUCUCGAGAAUGCAAAGGAGGAGGCAAGAGUGAAGGCUGAGGAAGAUGCAAAACUGAAGGCAGAAGAAGAAGAGAAAUUGAAGGCAGAGAAAGAAGAAAAAUUGAAAGAAGAAGAAGCAAAAUUGAAACCAGAGAAAGAAGAGAAGGAAAAGGUCGAGUCUGGUAAAGAAGUGAAAUGUAAAUUGUGUAAUGGAACAUCAGCUAAACAAGAUGGGAAAGAUAAUGGGGUCAGCCAUUGAAGAUGUGGAAAGAGAGUCGAAUAAUCUGCAUAACUGGAACUUGUAGGUACGGUGGUAUGUGAAGGAUCAUAUCUGCAUAAUUUACCCUGUAGUUAUAGUAGUGUGUGAAUGUGUGAUGUGAAUAAUUAAGAGUUGUUUUACAGUUUGCAAUAUUUCAUAGCAACUAAUGAUCAGUUGUAUACGUCUUAAUGAAAUAAAAAUGUAAAUUUAUGUUAAUAGAACUACUGUAA
Argentina anserina (silverweed cinquefoil) is the source of this 2174-nucleotide messenger RNA. Its product is annotated as AAA-ATPase ASD, mitochondrial-like. Bases 340 to 1944 code for a protein of 534 amino acids. The record is from RefSeq and is a predicted model, not a curated record. The transcript has a single exon. NCBI's taxonomy places the organism in Eukaryota, Viridiplantae, Streptophyta, Magnoliopsida, Rosales, Rosaceae. Gene Ontology annotation, molecular function: ATP hydrolysis activity; ATP binding.